UACAUGAGCCAAAGCGGGUCCCACUGCAUCAGCUCUACCGCCCGCUUCUCUUCCUGCGCUCACUCUCUCUACGCCUUCCGCGGCCCCUCCGAAGCUGAUGGGAUUCUAGGGCUCGGACCGUCGCCGUUGGAGAUGGGCUGCUUCCACUCCAAGACCACCAACGUCCAGUCCCCCGACGACGAGUCCCUCGUCGCCGUCAAGACAGAUCCACUCAAUGGGGACACGAGGGAGCAGGACCAGGUGCCGGUGUUCAAGGAGUACGGGCUUGCUGAGCUGAGGGCGGCUACCAAAGGGUUCAGCCCCGAGACGAUCGUUUCCGAGAGCGGCGAGAAGGCGCCGAACGUGGUGUACCGGGGGAAGCUCGAGGGGGGCCGGCUGGUGGCCGUGAAGAGGUUCUCGAAGCAGUCGUGGGCCGACGCCCAGCAGUUUGUGGCGGAGGCGGCAGGCGUGGGGAAGUUGCGGCAUAAAAGAUUGGUGAACUUGAUCGGAUGCUGUGCAGUGGGUGAUGAGAGGCUUCUAGUGUCGGAGUUCAUGCCUAAUGAUACAUUGUCCAAGCAUCUCUUCCACUGGGAUAAGCACCCAUUACCAUGGCAGAUGAGAGUGAGGGUGGCAUACUACAUUGCCCAAGCACUUGACCAUUGUAAUACUGAGAAUCGGAGAAUAUAUCAUGAUCUAAAUGCUUAUAGAGUUCUAUUUGAUGAGGAUGGGGAUCCUCGCUUGUCUAGCUUCGGUCUAAUUAAAAACAGCCGAGAUGGAAAAAGUUACAGCACUAAUCUUGCUUACACUCCACCAGAGUUCAUGCGCACUGGCAGGGUAAUUCCAGAAAGUGUAACCUAUAGUUAUGGAACAGUUCUCUUGGAUCUUUUGAGUGGGAAGCAUAUUCCUCCUAGUCAUGCUCUAGAUCUUAUAAGAGGAAAAAACAUGUUACUUAUAAUGGAUUCAUCCUUGGAGGGGCAAUAUGCUAAUGAAGAUGCUACCAAGCUUGUUGAAUUAGCCUCAACAUGUCUACAGUUUGAGGCUAGAGAUCGGCCCAAUUCUAAGUCUCUUCUCUCUGCCUUGGAACCUCUGCAAAAUCAGAAAGAGGUGCCAUCGCACGUAUUAAUGGGCAUAACAAAAGCAACACAAGUACUACCAACAAUGCUUGCUCCACUUGGAAAGGCUUGUGUAAAUAUGGACCUAACUGCUGUGCAUGAUUUAUUGCUCAAGACAGGUUACAAGGAUGAAGAAGGUGCAGAAAAUGAGCUUUCUUUUCAAGAAUGGACUCAACGAGUGCAAGAGAUGUUGAAUACAAAGAAGUUUGGAGACAUUGCAUUUAGAGAUAAAGAUUUCAAAAGUGCUAUUGAGUAUUAUUCUCAGUUGGUGGCAAUGAUGUCAGUUCCAUCAGCCACGGUUUUUGCUAGGCGGGGCCUGUCGUACUUGAUGAAUGGCCAACCAGAGCUUGCACUGAGAGACGCCAUGCAAGCGCAGGUGUGUAUGCCCGAAUGGCCAGUAGCCUUCUACUUGCAAGCUCUAUCCCUAUCGAAACUUGGAAUGGAAACCGAUGCCCAGGACAUGCUCAAUGACGGGGUCGCCUUGGAACUCAAGAGGCAGAGCAGCUGGCGAGGCUAGAUGACAUGGAUUCAACCCUCGUGGGUCUCCUUGCAGUUCUACAUGUUUAUCUUCAGUAGUCAAGAGAAGGAGAGUAGUAACUUGAUAGAGGCUAUUGGUGAGAAAGUGGAGCUGCGGCCUCCAACAGUGGAUGUGGAUGUGGAUGCUGAGAAGGGAACCAGCCGAUUUAUUGUACAGGAUCUCGAGGGAAAGAAUGAUUAGUUAUAGUGAAGUUCCAUAAACAAUGCAUUAGAAUCUUCAUUUAUGGUCGUAUUGAUGUUCUGCUUGUAAUCAUAACAAAGGUGGGAUAUGUAGCAUGGAUAUGAGAAUCUAUGAAUCUCCACUGGGACAAGUACAAAAAUUAACU
Molecule: messenger RNA, 1954 nt
Organism: Musa acuminata subsp. malaccensis (wild Malaysian banana)
Lineage: Eukaryota; Viridiplantae; Streptophyta; Magnoliopsida; Zingiberales; Musaceae
Product: serine/threonine-protein kinase BSK2-like
Biological process (GO): protein phosphorylation; brassinosteroid mediated signaling pathway
Molecular function (GO): protein binding; ATP binding; protein kinase activity
Source: RefSeq, a predicted model, not a curated record